Dentiscutata erythropus is the source of this 283-nucleotide messenger RNA. The record is from the annotation of a GenBank genome assembly. NCBI's taxonomy places the organism in Eukaryota, Fungi, Glomeromycota, Glomeromycetes, Diversisporales, Gigasporaceae.
AACAUGCACUAUCACUGAUAUUAGUUCUGUAACAGUAACAUCCAUUAUAACCUGUUCAACAGAAACACCUACUUUGAAUGCUUGCCCUGAUAACGAACAGGUGCCUGAUGAUUGCGAUAAAUGCGAACAAACAACAACAAUAACUUGCACACCUACUUCAACCGUUUGUGCUCCUACCUGUUCUCCUAUUGGAAGUCCCUGUGAAUUUCAUAAUCAAUGUUGCAGUUCAAUUUGUAGUCCUCAACUCGGCUGCGUACCUUCUGGAAAAGCUCCAGAAAAAUAA